This is a messenger RNA of Radiomyces spectabilis, 492 nucleotides long. RefSeq lists its product as uncharacterized. NCBI's taxonomy places the organism in Eukaryota, Fungi, Mucoromycota, Mucoromycetes, Mucorales, Radiomycetaceae. The coding region runs from base 124 to 351 and encodes 75 amino acids. The transcript is spliced from 3 exons. The record is from RefSeq and is a predicted model, not a curated record.
UUUCCUUUAAUCAAUAAACACGGCCCAAUAAAUAACAGAUCUGAAAAAAAAAUAGUAUCGGAACUGUCGUCGCCCUUUUGCUUUUCCAUUGUACAUUCUCAUUGGAUUCUCUAUUGCAAUACGAUGCAUCGCUCUUUGGUUCGCCUGUGCCUGAUAAUGGCUCUUGUUCAAUGCUAUUUUACCGUCUUUGCCGCUCCGCCUCCCAAUGCCAAUAAUCAACCAUUGAAUGUCGAAAGCGUGUCUGAACAAGCCGGUAAAUUGGCGCGUAAAGAACUAGUUCCUCCACUUCAGCAACUUGCCGAGGCAGCACGAGCGGAUGCUAUUGCCCUUACCGAUAACUUUUAUCUUUGAUCUAUUGUCUGUCGUCGGUUGGGAGAUGAUUCAUUAGCUCUACGUUUUUCAUUUUUUUUACUUUAUUUUUAGAGUCAACGACAUGGCUGAGAUUGUAGGCGCUAUUUGAAAUUACUUGCAAUAAAAAUAGUUGGAUGAUCC